This is a messenger RNA of Leptidea sinapis, 1639 nucleotides long. Its product is annotated as dynein regulatory complex protein 9-like. Gene Ontology annotation, biological process: cilium organization. The transcript has 8 exons. Lineage: Eukaryota; Metazoa; Arthropoda; Insecta; Lepidoptera; Pieridae. Gene Ontology annotation, cellular component: cytoplasm; motile cilium. Gene Ontology annotation, molecular function: protein binding. The coding region runs from base 421 to 1473 and encodes 350 amino acids. The record is from RefSeq and is a predicted model, not a curated record.
GUAAAACGCUUCUAACAACUAUUAAUAUCUUGUCUCCGCGAAAUUUCAAUAAAAUCAGGAAUAAAUUUGCUAAAUACCAUUACUAUUAUGUUUGGGGAGUUUUAGCCAUAUUCGCCACGCUUGGCAGACGGGUUGGCGAUCGCAGUAGAUAGUGCACUCUCAACGAAAGAUGCUGCUGCCCAUCCUCCAUUGUUUGUAUCCCUUAGUCGCCUUUUACAACAACCACGAGAGGAGAUGAGGUAGUGCUAUUCUGGUGCAACACCACACACACCAUGGAAGACUUAAGCCAUAUGCUCGAUGGCCUCAAUACAGCUUCCCAAGGUACUCCUGAACUGGUCUCAAAAUGAACAUAGACAAGACGAAGAUCAUGUCAAAUAUCCAUGUCGGUGGACGACUUCCGGCUGAUGAUGAAUUACUAUUAUGUGGCAAAGCUCUUUCCAGCAAAUUCUACGUUUUGGAAUUAGGCUACCACAUUCGACCGCAUGUCUUUUCUGUACUAUUUUAGAGGAUGCACUUGCGCAACUCAAAAUUCUGAAUGAGUGCAAUCCAGGCCUUCGCUUGCAAUCAACUUUAAUGGACAUGAACCUGCACCUUAACGAUAAAUAUGGAAUAAAAAGAGAAGUCCUAGAUGAGGUGGAUAGUAUUAAACCCAAUAAACUCCACUGUAACGAGUACAAACUUAAAAAGUUGCUAAAGGAUAGGGAAUUGAUCAUUAAGGUAUUGAAAGGUGCCUACAUAGACAUGUCGGAACAUGGAAAUAUUUUGGUUCUUAAGGAAUAUAUAAGCGAAAUAUCUAAAACAUAUAACGAUAGAGAAAUAUUGAUCUUAGUAGAAGGAAGAAACAGGCAGGUAAAGCGUGAUCUGAACAAACAACUACGACAACAAAGAAAUCAUAUAAAGUCUGUUUUGUACCAAACGGAAUGUAACAUUAAGGAUCUCUGCAGUCGCUUCGAGGAUGCAUCUAUUUAUGCAAAUAUACGUGGCAGGUACGUCGAUGGCUGGCAACGAGCAAGGCAUGAGCAACUCGAAUUUGCACUCAAAGAUAAGGAGUAUGCUCCCUCGCAGAAUAUCGAGCUUCACAAGAGAAAAAGUCAGCAGGAACAACAAGUUCACACAGAAGUAGAACUACUCACUAAUAUUAUUAUCAAUGAAACCUUGGAAAAGAUAGAGGUUUGGGUAAAUAAAUACGAUGUUGACAUGGAGCAAAUAGACUUAAAGAUUCAAAUCGCGAGGAACAAAUGGCUUAGUAUCCAGAAACAAAGGAUCGACAUGGAAGAACAGUUUGCCAAGCAUGAAGAGGAAAUGCGAAUUUGGGUGCAGUUCAAGAGAGAUCGCGAGGAAGCAAGGCUGUACCGAGAGAAGAUGACAAAUUGUGCAAUAGUUAUUCAAGCUUGGUGGCGCGGCUUACUCGUGAGGCGUCGGCUUGGUCCAUACAAAGCCAAGAAAUCCAAAAAUCCUAAGACUAAAGCUUAAAUUUCUUUUACUGCUUACAUCAGAUUGGACGAUCUUUCCGGUGGCCGCUGGAUUGUAAAUUUCCGAAUACACAUCAUUUUGGUUACCUCUAUUUAUUAUAUAUUAUAUUAUAAAUGAGUUUUAUGUCUAUAAUUAUUUGUAUUUUAUACAAUAAAGUUAUAUUUUC